ACAUGCACGUUGCUGUACGAUGUCAACAACUUAGAGGCCAGACUCUGUCGGUAAUUGCUACAAGCGCACUGUUUACUAACCGCUCAACACAGCCAUGAAUAAUAUGAUUAAGAAAUGUCUUGGAGCUGUAGGAAAACCAUUGACAUUGGCGUGUCAGAAAUACGCUAAUCAAUUCUCCAUUGCCACCUUCUUCACUUCGGCUAACAGGUGCCUUUUGUGUGGAGAUCGUCUCAACCCUGAUCGUUCAUGUCAGGACACACCUGUCAACAAGAAUUGCCGGAGUAUGUCAGCAUUCGCAGGAAAACAGCAAGAAUUCUUAUUUAGACAGCUGCUUGACUACAAGUCAUUUACUUACACAUACUUGCUAGCAGACACUACAACUAAUGAGGCGGUUAUAAUCGACCCUGUCAUCGAAAUGGUGGAAAGAGACUGCCAAAUUGUCAAAGACCUCGGCCUCAAUCUGGUUUAUGCAGUGAACACCCAUGUACAUGCAGACCAUAUAACGGGGACAGGGGAGAUCAAGAAACGACUGCCAACAUGUAAGAGCAUGAUAGCACAGAUCAGCAAAGCUGUUGCUGAUAUCAAGCUGAAGGAGGGAGAUGUCAUAAAGUUUGGUUCCCAUCAGUUGGAGGUCCGCAGCACACCCGGACACACUGAUGGAUGCUUGACCUACGUGUGGCAGCAGCAAGGCCUGGCCUUUACAGGAGAUGCUAUACUCGUCAGAGGAUGUGGGCGCACAGACUUCCAGCAAGGGGAUCCAAGCGUGUUGUAUGAUUCAGUACACAACAAGAUCUUUUCACUUCCGGACAAUUUCCGUCUCUUCCCAGCACAUGACUAUACAGGUCAGACAAUGACUACAGUUGCAGAGGAGCGCAAGUACAACCCUCGCCUCACAAAACCUAAGGAACAUUUCAUCAAAAUAAUGGAGGACCUCAAGCUGCCCUACCCUAAACAGAUAGAUCGAGCAUUACCAGCUAACAUGGUGUGUGGGGUGUUUUGAUCGGAUCCUCACACAAUGUCCACCUGAACCAGUGUCUCGCAUCUCUCACAGCCUUCUCUUGCCUGGGGUCUACUUUUCCAUGCUGCAAAGCCUGGAGUUUAACACAAAUCCUAAUCUUUUUCUUUGCUGCGCUGAGCAACAAACAACAAUAGUGGUCCAUUUGAUGAUAUCUUUCAAUGCCAGAUAUGCUCAUCUGUGAACCUUUCAAGGUCAUGAUAUCUCAUGACACAACUCAGAAUGAAUUAUCUCACAAAUAGAAUCUUUCCAGAUUUUUAAUCAAAAUAAUGAUAUGUAGCUACUCAAUUGAAAGUUUGAUUUAUUAUUAUUUUUCACAAUUAAUUAUUAAAUUUUUAAUCAAAAUUUGAAAAAUUGAGGCAGUAGUCACAAUGUUUUCUCUGCAUCUAUGUAUAUUUUGAUUGACACAUUUACUUGUUAUAGUUUUUAAUGUAUUCGACCCCUUAUUUGUAUUGAAAUUAUAACUUUAUCCCAUUCAUCUCUAAUGUAUUAAAAAAAAUAAAACCUAUGCAAAAAUUAGCCAAUAUUCCCUGGAAUAUGCAAACAAGCUUUGAAGUUUGUCUGACUGGACCAAAAUGAAACAAUAUUCUUAGUUUGGUGAUCGGGUUGAAAUCCUUGGUUUAGGUCGGAUGAUGGAGGUAGAAGACAUUAGAGAGACAACCUCCCACCGACUACUCCUGUGAAAGUUAUGGGUGUCCCAUCUCGUGUAAUGUGUAUUAUUGGAUAGUCAAGUUAUGCAAUAUUUUGGUCAUUUCAUUCCAUAUCAAGUCCAUCAGACCAUAUUUCAGUCUUGUGACUUUGUACUGCUGACAUAUUAAACAUGGGAGUCAAAUGAAGUUUGUAGUUUCUGAAAUUAUUUGUAUGCUCGGAUAUAGUCAGGUUGGCUUUUCUCAGAGCAAUACCUUUGGGACCUCUUCCACAUCAUCAGUUUAAUUUUUUCAUAUUUGAGACUCUCAAGUAUAGUAGCCGACUAAAAGAAAAAUAUUACUGUUUUCUGGACCAUGGAUCGAUAUUUUGCUGUCACACAAAGCAGGUGAAAACAAAAGUCAACAAUACCUGUGAUUUUGUUGAAAGUAAAUGUAUGAAACUUUUUGCCAUGGAAACUUGUCUAUGCGUCGAAUUUGGUGACAAUAUAAUCUAUAGUUUACUGGAUCUAGAAAAGGAGCACUACAGCCAUGUUCAAAGUUGUUGCCAUGGAGACUUGAUAGCACUAGAUGUACACAUGCGCUAAGAUAAGCAAUAUUUAUGAAUGUGAACUUCUUUUUAAGUUUGUUAAAGAAAUAUUGUAUGGUUUUCAAGACCUGCUCCAGGAAUGACAUCUUGCACAAACGCAUUGUGGACAAUAAAUUAAUGUGUGACCUAAAUGCAAUUGAUAUAUGUAAUGGUAGAAACUUGUGAAACAAGGUUUUAUGCCUUUGGAGGUAACCAUGCCUCAGAAUAUAUCAAGUACAAUAUUUAAACAAAUAGAAUGCUGACUGUACCUAUAACCUUGAAUCUUCACCAAAAUCUUUCAGAGGAGGAUUAUACCAAGAGAAAGAAUUGACCAAAUGUUAAACACAUAAUAAAUAACUCCAUCCAGA
This is a messenger RNA of Haliotis rubra (blacklip abalone), 2595 nucleotides long. Its product is annotated as persulfide dioxygenase ETHE1, mitochondrial-like. Bases 95 to 1000 code for a protein of 301 amino acids. Gene Ontology annotation, biological process: hydrogen sulfide metabolic process; glutathione metabolic process. Lineage: Eukaryota; Metazoa; Mollusca; Gastropoda; Lepetellida; Haliotidae. The record is from RefSeq and is a predicted model, not a curated record. Gene Ontology annotation, molecular function: sulfur dioxygenase activity. The transcript has 7 exons.